Molecule: messenger RNA, 1038 nt
Organism: Lycium ferocissimum
Lineage: Eukaryota; Viridiplantae; Streptophyta; Magnoliopsida; Solanales; Solanaceae
Product: pre-mRNA cleavage factor Im 25 kDa subunit 1
Exons: 7
Coding region: 78-683 (201 amino acids)
Cellular component (GO): mRNA cleavage factor complex
Molecular function (GO): mRNA binding
Source: RefSeq, a predicted model, not a curated record
AAAGUCAUCACCUCUCGCAGCUUCUCCUCAAUAUCACUCUGACACACUUGUCUUUUCAAUCUCAGUUCAUAGGCACUAUGACUGAUGAAAACAGUGCUAACGUUUUGGACAUUUACCCAUUGAGUUAUUACUAUUUCGGUUCAAAAGAGGCACUUCACUUCAAGGAAGAGACCUUGGCUGAACGCAUUCAACGCUUGAAACUGAACUACAAUACUCAUGGACUAAGGACCUGUGUACAAGCUGUGCUUUUGGUUGAAUUGUUCAAGCAACCACAUGUACUGUUAUUGCAAGUACGAAAUUUCAUGUUCAAGCUUCCAGGUGGUCGUGUUAGGCCUGGUGAAUCAGAAAUUGAAUGUCUAAGACGUAAGCUCUCAAGGAUGCUAUCCAUGAGCAAAGAUGACAGCUGGGAGGUAGGUGAAUGCCUUGGGAUGUGGUGGAGACCUGACUUUGAAACACCGAUUUACCCGUUUACGCCACCUGAUAUAAAAAGGGCUAAGGAGUGCACGAAACUCUUUCUAGUGAGGUUGCCCGAAAGUUGCAAAUUUGUUGUACCGAAGAACCUUAAGCUUCUUGCUGUUCCGUUGUCCCAAGUUCAUGAAAAUUUCAAGACAUAUGGGCCAAUAAUAGCUGGAGUUCCACAACUGCUAUCAAAGUUCUCCUAUAACAUAAUGGAUUCUGUCUGAUCGGUGCCAUAGUACAAGUUAAAGACAUGGGGUUCAAUGCUAUUCCCAUCCCGGCAUGCUAUUUUAAGUAGCAAGUUUAAGUUGAGAAUCCCAAGAUAGUAGUCACUGUGACAUGUAUAUAGUAUGAGAGAGUGUGUAAGUGAAGUCAAGACAUACAGGUUUUUAUUUGUUAUGUUUUCGUCUGUAGUGUAUGUUUCUACCUUUAGUUUGUAUGUUACAACUGAUGUAAGACAACCAUAAUGGAUGAUAAGUUACAUGUUCAUUGAUGAAACAUGAUGUAAGUCUAUUUGUUGUACCUCCCUAAUAAAGAUGAGAAAAGUUAUGCAACUCUGCCAUUAAAUGGGAGUUAAAAGUA